Erpetoichthys calabaricus (reedfish) is the source of this 5255-nucleotide messenger RNA. RefSeq names its product cholesterol 24-hydroxylase-like. Gene Ontology annotation, molecular function: heme binding; cholesterol 24-hydroxylase activity; iron ion binding. NCBI's taxonomy places the organism in Eukaryota, Metazoa, Chordata, Cladistia, Polypteriformes, Polypteridae. The coding region runs from base 227 to 1756 and encodes 509 amino acids. The record is from RefSeq and is a predicted model, not a curated record. Gene Ontology annotation, biological process: cholesterol catabolic process. The transcript has 15 exons.
CAUAUAUAAAACGACUCACUUUUACCCCACGUUUGGUUUUGGUUUAUCUGUGCAUUGCAGCGCGUUUCUUUUGUCUAAGCUCGUUCUGUCAGCACGCUCACUUAUGAGCGCUUUAUGGGCGGUUAUCGGCAGUGCCCCUUUAUUACAUUACGUGCUCUGCCGCUGAAACAACGAAAAACUUGAGCGACACGGCUGGAGACAGCGGACUUAUCGAAAACUCGCCGUCAUGGCCCUCUUGCAGACUGCUCUCCAUUAUACUGGCAUUGGACUCCUGCUGCUGCUCGUCCUGCUCCUGGCCGCCUUCGGGUUCUACUGCCUUUACGUCAAAUACAUUCACUUCAGGUUUGACCACAUCCCGGGACCCCCCCGAGACAGUUUUUUACUGGGACAUUUCACAAGCAUUAGGAAGGCAACAGAUUAUUAUGAUGUCAGCCAUGAACUAUAUCGCAAAUGGGCUGAAGAAUAUGGGCCAGUUGUACGAGUGAAUAUGCUAAACCAUGUGUUUCUGAUUGUGACCAGUCCAGAGGCAAUUAAGGAGCUUCUGAUGUCACAGAAGUAUACAAAGGACCCAUACGGUUACAAGCUUCUGUUUUCUUUGUUCCGACAGAGAUUUUUUGGACUUGGACUUGUGACUGACAUAAACCAUGAUCGCUGGUACCAUCAGCGUAGAAUUAUGGAUCCAGCUUUCAGCCGAACGUACCUGAAGGACCUAAUGUAUAUUUUUAAUGAAAAAUCGGAAAGAAUGAUGGAAAAACUGGAGGAAGUAGCAGAUGGACAAACUCCUGUUCACAUGGCACAUUUGAUCAAUUGUGUUACUCUUGACGUAAUUUGUACUGUAGCAUUUGGCAUGAAUUUGAAUUUAAUGGAUGAUGCGAAGAUUCCUUUCACGAAGGUCAUUGAUACCUGUCUCAAAGGAAUGGCACAGUACGUUCGUAAUCCUUAUAUGCAGUAUUUCCCCUGGCACUGGAAUUAUGUGAAAGGAGUAGAAAAUGCAGCUGUCUUGUUACGCAAAAUUGGAAAGGAGUGUAUUGAUAAAAGAAAAGCGGCUAUCCUUCGUGGAGAAGAGGUUCCACAAGAUAUUCUAACCAAAAUUCUGAAGACUGCUGAGCAAGAAGAACAAGUUGAUGACGAAAUAAUGAUUGACAAUUUUGUUACCUUUUUCGUUGCUGGUCAGGAAACAACAGCUAACCAAUUGGCCUUCACAGUUCUGGAGCUUACAAAGCAACCGGAGAUAUUAGAAAAACUCAGAGCUGAAGUUGAUGAAGUCAUUGGUUCUAAGAGGGAUGUUGAUUAUGAAGAUCUUAACAAAUUAACCUACACAUCUCAAGUUUUAAAGGAAUCACUUAGAGUGUACCCUCCAGCCCCAGGGACAUCCCGAUGGAUUGAUGAAGAUUAUGUUAUCGAGGGAAUAAAAAUUCCAGGAAAAGUGACUGUAAUGUUAAACACCUACGUCAUGGGAAGGAUGGAGAAGUUUUUCAAAGAUCCACUGAAGUUUGACCCUGAACGAUUUCAUCCUGAUGCACCAAAGCCAUAUUUUUCUUAUUUCCCUUUUGCACUGGGUCAUCGCUCAUGCAUUGGACAAGUAUUCUCACAGAUGGAGGCAAAAACAGUACUGACAAAGCUGCUUCAGAGGUAUGAAUUUAAACUGGUUCCUGGUCAAACGCAUAAAAUGAUGGACACGGGCACCCUAAAGACAAAGGAUGGAGUAGUCUGCACAGUCUGGCCAAGAGGUGGAAAGCAAAUGAAAAAGGACUGAAGUGCUGGAAAGUGAAAUAACAUCCAACCAUGUGCAGUGACCCAAUUCUGUAGUAAUCUGACUUAAUUAAUGUGAUUUAGUUAACUAUUACGCUUGUAUUGUCUGACUUAAUUAAUGUGAUUCAGUUUACUAUUAUGCUUGUGAAGUCAGGAGGAGCAAACUGAAAUUCAAAUGUACUUCAGAAAUGAUACACUAACAAAAUAUUCUUAAACUCGUUUAAUCCAGUUCAGAGUCGGACCCAUCCCAGCAACACUGGGCACAAAAUAUGAGUCAGUCCCCAACAAGGUGACUGUCCAUCACGGGGCCUGCGCACUUAAUCACAAACCAAGAGAGAAAUUUAGAAUUGUCCAUUAACCUUCAAGACUUUAGGGAUAAGGGAGGAAAACCAACAUACCUGGGCAAUAACCAGACACAGGAUUCCAGCUGAGGAUGCUGAGGCAGAAGCGCUAACCACUGUGCCAUACUGUACUCUGAAAUACUUUCUUGUAUGCCCUGCAGAUAAAGUUUAAUUGUUAAACUGAUAUCUUUUUAUAGCAAUUAUUCCGUGGUAUAUGUUUUCACAUAUUUCUUAGAUCCUAACAUAGCCCAGAUUCUUUGACCUGGAAAUUGUUUGCAGUCCUUGAAGUGUUUGCUAAUUUUAAAGCAUAUUUAAAGGCAUCACUAUUCUGAUUCAGCAAAGUUUUUCUAUUCAUGUACUGUAUUGGGGUAAUGUGGUGCUGCAGUGGUAAGCACUGCUGUUUCCCAGCUCUUGGGCUACCAUCCCAGUCUGGCCACUGCUUGUGUUGAGAUUGAAUGUUCUUUCUUUGUCUGCAGAACUCCAUUUUUUCCUCCCACAUCUUAAAAAGCCACAGUAAUAAGUGACUCUGCACGGACUAAGUGUGUGCUCUUUUAUGGAUUGGCACCUUCUCCAGGUUUGGUUCUAGCCUUGCAUCCAGUGAUGCUGGUCCCGAACUGAAGAAAAUGAGUAAAGAUAAUGGAUGUAUGCAUUACAACCUUGUUUACUCAGAAAACCAAUGUCAUUGACUCACAACAGUUAAUUUGUUCCAACCAUUUUCUAACCCUCCUUAUUCAAAUACAUUGUCACAGUGCUAACGAAAACAGAAAUUUUGAGGUUAAGUUCAUGGCACUGGAGAGUGGCGACAUGUUGCAUGCUGAUUAGCAUGUGCAAGUAAGAACUUCACUGUACUCUGUAAACGUGACAUACAUUUAUAAACCUAUAUAAAUUAAAGACGGAUCUAAGUCAGCCUGCAAGCAACCAGUGCUUUACAGAGCAGUCUGUGUUAUAUUUAAGAUGUAAAAGCAAAUGCCAAUAAACAAUGUAAACUUAACACUAGAUCUGGGACAGAGUAACUGAGAGGAAAUAAAGAAACACAGAUUGACUAUAAUGAUAAUGUAGUAACGAGACGGAAAUGGUAACGUUGGGGCUGAUGGAAGUCAAGAGAUGUGAUGAUGAUGCCUUUGAUUAACUAGAGGUGUUGAAAGAUUUUUGGAAUCGCCAGUUGGUUUGUGUAACUUGGAUCAUCAUUUGUCUCACACAUUUAAACAAAAUAAUCAGGGCACUCUGUCUGGCAUUGCGGAGUUUUGAAGAUUAUUCUGAAUUAUGUAGUCAUGUAUAGUGCAUAACAUUUCAGUACUUUAUAGUAAAUUAAUUUGAGAUCACUAUAUUAAUUAUCUAGAAAUGUUUUAAGGUUCUUGAUCCAAGGUGCACAUUUAAUAAAACGUCACGACUUGCUGAAAUUCUAUUGUUGCUGUUAUCAGUAUACCUACACAUUUUUAAGUGGUCACAUGGAAUCAGGAGGAAAGGGACUCAUGCGCUGAAUUAAAAUGAGAGGAUCUGCUUACAUUCUAAUAAACAUUGGUAUUAUUCGAGUGUGAAAUAUGGAAACUUAAAAAAAUAGACUUUAAAAAUGCCUAAUGCACAAACUUGCUAAAUGAUAUUAUAAUCUUACACUUAAAUAAAACUGCACAACAUUACAGAUCAUAAUAUCUACAUUUAUUAUUGCACAAAUUAUUUUACUAAAUAUUUAAUAAAAACAUCUGUACAAUUUUGCUACUUUUAUCAGGGCUAAAUGUUAUAUUGUACACUAUGUAAUAUUCUAUUCAGAUUUGAUUGCAUGAAACACUAUUUUAUACCAAAAUAGCACCAAAUAAAAUAUAUACAGUAUAUAGAAAUACACAGCUUUGUACAAAAGUAUCACGCAAGGUGGCAGGGUUGUAAGAAAUGUCUCUGUUGCCAUACGAUGUCCAUGCUUUUCAAUGUAAUACUUUUGGUGAAUGAACUGUAUACAAAAAAUACAUGCCUCAUACCAUGAGAUUACUGUGAGUGUUGUUUUUUAAUUAAUUAUGAUUUUAAAACAGACUAAUGACAUUUUAUGGAGGUGUUUUUAUGGAUAUUAUUGAUGUGUGUUAAAUAAAUCUUUCCCUAAAUAGUAAUUACAUUUUUUUAUGUUAUGUUUUUAAACUAAUGGAAAUAAAAAUUCUUUGGCAUAUAAUUUUCAAUUAAUUCUAUGUCACUUAUAAGAAGGGAACUAAACUGUAAUUGCAAACAUUAUGAAACUCAAAAUAAAACACUGGAAACAAAACAAUGUUGAAGCAUAAACAAACAAAAUACAAUAUAUAUAUAUAUAUAUAUAUAUAUAUAUAUAUAUAUAUAUAUAUAUAUAUAUAUAUAUAUAUGGGCUAUACACGGGGUGGUUUGAGGCCCAGAUUAUAACUGUUCAGGGUCAGACACAUUCUUUAAAGGAUCAUGCUGUAGAAAAAGCACAGUUUCAUUUGAAGAGAAAAUGUCAGAACCCAUCCUAUGUAACAACACAUUGUCUCCAUAGUAGAUCAAGUACCACUAUGGACACCUUGAAGACAAAAAAAGGAAAUGACUCAGGAACUACAAAACAGCUUCAUCAAGAGCUCAAACAAGAAUAUGCUAUGCUUAAAUAAUCAACCUUGGUGUAAAUAAUGAAACCAAUGGUGCUUGUUAAAUCUUGAUAGGCAGACUGUUUCUGAGUUAAGAUGCCCUAAAGCUAAAGGCUCUUCCUCCUACAUUAUUUUUAUUCAUUCUGGAGGCUAGAUCCUGGGAUCACAAACAAUGCCCUGGAGUAGUAUUAUUAGUAUGUUAUGUAAGGUACGGUGGUAUGAGCUGAAUAUUACAGUAUGUGUGAGAAGGAGUACUUUGAACUUACAGUAGCUGUAAACGUAACUGGAAGUCAGUGAAGUGGUCUGAGAACCAGAAUUGUAAGGUCACAGGUCCCAGUUCCUGUUAUGUUUUGAAUUAACAGUUGAGCAGUAAGUGAACAAUUUGAGCAGUCUGACUAUAAAGCAUUACAGUAUUCGAUACUGUUCAAGACACAUAGAUGAAGUAGCUUUUCAAGAUCCCACAGCUCAAUUCUGCAAUAUUUCUUAGGUGGAAAAAGCAGGUUUUGGGAUGCACAGAAAUGUGAUAAUUUAAAUCUGUGUCAAUGAUAAAUGUUGGAUGAAUUUAUGUUAAAUUAAAAUUCAAGCCUUU